Vidua chalybeata is the source of this 1775-nucleotide messenger RNA. RefSeq names its product protein-lysine methyltransferase METTL21E-like. Gene Ontology annotation, cellular component: cytosol; cytoplasm. The transcript is spliced from 4 exons. The record is from RefSeq and is a predicted model, not a curated record. Gene Ontology annotation, biological process: peptidyl-lysine methylation. Gene Ontology annotation, molecular function: protein-lysine N-methyltransferase activity. NCBI's taxonomy places the organism in Eukaryota, Metazoa, Chordata, Aves, Passeriformes, Viduidae. Bases 34 to 804 code for a protein of 256 amino acids.
UGUGUUUCUCUGUUCUAGGGUUUGUGGCAUAGUAUGGAUUUGACAUCAUCACAGCAUAAUCAUCUAAAGACUCAAGGGGUCAGAGAAUUCAAAAGACAAGAGGGGGAAAAAGAAGAUGAACAGAUAGUUGCAAAAAUCAUGGAGAGGCGUUUUUUUCCUGAUCAUAUAGCUUAUAAGACUUGGGAAGGCUUUCACUUUGCUGGCCAUGAGAUAAGAAUUACAGAAGCCACUGAUUGUUAUGGGGCAGUCGUCUGGCCAUCGGCUCUUGUUCUGUGUUAUUUUUUGGAAACUAAUUCUAAACAAUGCAAUUUGGUUGACAAAAAUGUGAUUGAAAUUGGAGCUGGAACUGGCUUGGUCUCCAUAGUAGCCAGUUUGCUGGGUGCCUUUGUGACUGCCACAGAUUUGCCAGAACUACUGGGAAACCUUCAGUACAACAUUCUCCAAAAUACAAAGCAGAAAUGCAAACACCAGCCUUGUGUUAAGGAGUUGUCUUGGGGAAUUGAUCUGGAAAAGAACUUUCCUAGGUCUUCCUGUCACUUUGACUACAUUAUGGCUGCUGAUGUAGUUUACCACCAUCCAUUCCUAGAUGAACUCCUCCUAACUUUUGAUCACUUGUGCAAGAAUGAUACUGUUAUUCUGUGGGUCAUGAAAUUUAGGCUGGAGAAAGAGAACCGAUUUGUGGACAGAUUUCGGACACUAUUUGACUUAGAGAUGAUUUCUAAUUUUCCCAGUUUGAACAUAGCCUUGUAUAAAGCAAUGAGGAAAGGCAGGAUGAAAGCCAGACCUUCCAAACUGAAGGUCUGAAAGAGAGAUAUGGGGAGGUGACAGUUGCAGCUGUUCUGCAGCUUUUUCUCUCUUUAAUAAUUUCCAUUUUAGUAGCUGCUGACACUUACAUGAGUGACAUUUCUAGAGAUAGGUAAAACAAAUCAUCAAAUUCCUAGUCCAUUCCUAUAAAUUCCUAAAUUCAAUUUGCCAAUAGUGAUAUAUACAGAAGAGAUAUAUCUGUGACAUUGUCUUGACUUUUAUGUGCUAAGCUGACAACUCUAAUAACUUUUACAAGUCUUACCAUGAUUGUUAUGGGUCAUAUAAUGAAUAUUCCCAGAAGUUUUCAAUUACAGCUUUGAACAGUCUCUUGUAAGUUUGAACAAUUAUUUAAAACUUUAGACUAUAAAUCUUUGUAUUUAAAAGUUUUGGUGUUAAAUCUGAUAUUUCCCCAUUUUCACUAUCAUGUUAAUCCUUCCUUUGAAUACUCUUAAUAGGACAUUAAAUUAGCUGAAGAAACCUCACCACCUGGAAAACACAUUUUUGUGAUAAAGGGAUAGAAUACAUUAAUUACUCCUAAUGUAAUGAUCAUGCUUUCAUUUUUCUAUUUAAAUUUAGGGAUUCUUCAACACAAAGUGCACAUGAGGCAAGAGGGAUUUAAAUGUUUUGCUUGUUGCUUGAAUAAAGGUCAUGUAUUAGAAGCAUACAACAGCUGCCCUUUACAAAGACUUUUAAUUCUUGGUCUGGAGCUCUGCUCCUCCAAAAAUAGACGGUUAUCUGAACCUGAGGGAGUAACAAUGGAAAAAGGACAGUGGCCAUCAGGAAAGGAGUUUUGCACUGCUGGCUGCUGGUGGCUGGAGGCAGAAAACUAAAGCAGCCUGUCAUGAUGUGACUAAGGCAUGGAUAGAAUUAGAUAUUUGUUUGGUUUUUUAGUAUGGGCAAACAAAAUACUUUCCUCCUAGCCACUCAGUACUGCAUGCUCCUGUUUUCGGUGGCCUAUCAAAGAGUUUUCU